AAAAAAGAAGGAAAUUUAAAUAAAAAUAAAAAUAAAUAAUAGAGAGGGAGCAAUCGAGCGAGGCGUAUAGGGAGUUUUCGAGGGAGAAAGAAUCGCUUGAUUUAUAAGCCGUCAAUAUCGAAGCAAAGAGAGAGUCAUAUAUUCUUAUAUCUAUCGUUUGGAAGGGGAAAAAAGAAAAAAAAGUUUUCUUUCUUUGUUUGAAUAUAACAGAGAAAGAGCCACAGCAAUGGCUGACUCAAACGAUUCCAUUCCUCUCUAUGCUGAAAAGAUCUAUCUUGGUGGAAAGGAACAUCAUGUACGUACGCGCUGUGGUUCUGUGUCUGUUAUAGUAUAUGGUGACCAAGACAAGCCGGCACUAAUUACAUAUCCUGAUUUGGCGUUGAAUUAUAUGUCUUGUUUCAGAGGAUUGUUCUUUUGUCCAGAAGCAGCCUACUUGCUGAUGCCCAACUUCUGCAUUUACCAUAUCAGUCCUCCUGGACAUGAGUUGGGAGCUGCUCAAAUUUGUGAAACUACUUCUCCGCGUUCUGUUGAUGACUUGGCUGAUCAGAUCCUUGAGGUUCUUAACUUUUUCAGGCUAGGUGCCGUGAUGUGCAUGGGAGUAACAGCGGGUGCUUACAUUCUCACUCUAUUUGCCAUGAAAUAUAGAGAUCGUGUACUUGGUUUGAUACUCGUGUCCCCUCUUUGCCGAGCACCUUCUUGGACUGAAUGGUUCUAUAACAAGGUGAUGCUGAAUUUGUUGUACUUUUACGGAAUGUGCGGACUGCUUAAAGAGGUUUUGCUUCAACGUUACUUUAGCAAGGAAGUUCGUGGUACUGCUGAUGUUCCCGAGUCGGAUAUAAUCCAAGCCUGCCGAAGAUUGUUGGACAAGAGACAUGCCUCGAAUGUGAUGCGGUUUCUUCAAGCAAUUAACGGAAGACCCGAUCUUACCGGUGGGCUGAAGAGGCUAAGAUGCCGUACCUUAAUAUUUGUUGGGGACAGCUCACCGUUUCACUCCGAGGCCCUCUUCAUGACGUCCAAGUUCGAUAGAAGAUUUAGUGCCUUGGUUGAGGUCCAGGCUUGUGGAUCAAUGGUGACCGAAGAACAGCCACAUGUAAUGCUGAUACCUAUGGAAUACUUCUUCAUGCGAUAUGGAUUGUAUAGGCCAUGCCAUCUAAGUGGUAGCCCGAGGAGCCCAUUAACUGCAUCUUGCAUCUCACCGGAGCUUCUCUCGCCUGAAAGCAUGGGGUUGAAUCUAAAACCGAUAAAGACACGUGUAUCGCUCGAAGUUUGACAGUGUGGGGUCGAGAAAGAUGGGAUUCCAUGUAUUUUUGUUUGUCGGAAAAAGAAAGUGUAUAAGAAGGGUAGAGAAACACAGUUUGGGAGGGGUGAGGAGAAGGGUGUAGAUAAAAAACAAGGAAUUAUAAUGGGGUUAAAACAUGGUUCAUUCUUUUGUAGUCAGUCAUAAUGAGUCAUUGAACUGUAAAAAAUUC
This is a messenger RNA of Hibiscus syriacus, 1469 nucleotides long. RefSeq names its product protein NDL1-like. NCBI's taxonomy places the organism in Eukaryota, Viridiplantae, Streptophyta, Magnoliopsida, Malvales, Malvaceae. The coding region runs from base 227 to 1270 and encodes 347 amino acids. The transcript is spliced from 11 exons. The record is from RefSeq and is a predicted model, not a curated record.